AUGGCUCCUAAUAUCAUAACGACCUGCUUCGAUGCUCGAUUGCUCCGCGGCCUAGUAGGCACUACGGUCACCACAUAUGACCUAGUAUAUGACCCUGUCUCAGACGGCGAGUCACCUGAAUCUACCUCCCGGACGUGGGUCAUCACUGAGAAACUCUCGGAGAGGGCAGCUCCUCUGACAGAUCACGAUGUCAGAAUGGACUGCGGGUCUCCUCAAACUGUUGGCAAGUUUCUGUGCCACCUUGCAGAGGGCCCAAGCAGAUGGCGUUCAUGCGAGCUGUGUGGUGAGCUGGAGACCUUUAAACUCUUGCAAAGUGGAGGCUGUAGUGCUGUUCCUCGCUUCCUUGGCCACGCAGAAAGAAUACAAGGAGAGGACGGCCUCCUUCCUGGCGGCUAUGUUAGAUACCUUGUGUGGGAAAAGGUCCCUGGUGAGCCUCUGACAGAGGAAUUCUUCUGGGAUUUGGAUGACACCGCACGCAAAGACAUCCGUUCUAAGUUCCGUGCCGCAUAUAAGUAA
Messenger RNA from Aspergillus udagawae, 516 nucleotides. RefSeq lists its product as uncharacterized. Bases 1 to 516 code for a protein of 171 amino acids. The record is from RefSeq and is a predicted model, not a curated record. Lineage: Eukaryota; Fungi; Ascomycota; Eurotiomycetes; Eurotiales; Aspergillaceae. The transcript has 2 exons.